This is a messenger RNA of Geodia barretti, 1196 nucleotides long. Lineage: Eukaryota; Metazoa; Porifera; Demospongiae; Tetractinellida; Geodiidae. The record is from the annotation of a GenBank genome assembly.
AUGAACAUAUUCAGUAAACUUUCCGUAAUAGUCGCUGAACUUGCAGAGAUCGUCUGGAGCCAGAGAAAUGGGAGACGAGUUGCUGUGGGCGGUCAAGAACGGAGACCUGGAUGCCGUGGAGAAUGUCUAAAGAAGCCUGGGUUCAAUGUCAACAAUGAACUGAUGAACGGCCGAAAUGCCCUCCACUAUGCAGCGGACUACGGCCAGGCUGAGGUAGUCUCUCUUCUCCUCAAACUAAAGGCCGACAUCAACACUCCAGACAAGUUUGGAAUCACUCCACUGCUGGCUGCUGUAUACGAAGGUCACAAAGAUGUCGUGAAAGUCCUUCUCGAAAAAGGAGCAGACAAGUCAGGUAAGGCCCCAGACGGCUCCUCCUACCUGGCCUGUGCAGAAUCAGACGAGAUCAAGGCUCUGCUCAAAUAACACUAUGUACAUGAAGUAGUGGUAAGAGCCAGUUUAGUCACACCUACAUCAACAGUGACUAGAAACUUGGUCACAUCUCUUCAAUUAGUUUACACUUCAUCACAACACACGGUCUAACUGUUGUCAGUAGCUCUGGCCUGUGGUAUGUAUGGUAUUAGAGAUUUCGUCCAAAUUUAUUAGAAUUUCUCAUUUUUACUGGUUUUUUUGUGCAUUGUAACCUCUGUGAUGAUAUCAUUUGUGGAUGGUGCGUUUGUCAAUCGUUUAUUCAGAGGUUUAACUGAAUACAAUACGAUGCUAGUUAUACAAGGGUACACCCCUAUAAUAAGACUAGUGUAGUUUGUGGAUCAUCAACUAAUGAUGCAUCUUCUAUGACAGUUACUGCACUCUCUAGCUAUACUGCCCCGCCUCCUGACCACGCACACCAUACAGAAUAUGACCACGCCCACCAAACACACCUGAUGCCACGCCCACCACUGUGAACUUUGAACCUCAACAUUCUCUUCCAGAGUAACUUGGAUGGGUUUGGAGGGUCCGCUACGUAAAGUCUUUGACAUGGCACGGACUGUGAAGAUAUAAGUGACGCCUGGCGUUAACCCCGUAAUAGAUAAACUGGUCUCCAUGGCACCGAUCGUCGUGGUAACUGUAUCAAUGGUGUAAAUGCGACAGCGAGAUAUUACGUAGCCGGUGAUGUCGAAAUAGCUGCGAUGUUGUUGCCAUGUUAGCUCCACAGUGUCGGGUCUUGUCUGAGACACACUCAGAAUAUUGGGAGGCGG